AUGGACGCGCCCAAGCACGAGCUUAUCACUGUCCCGGGAGUCGGGGAGGCAGGCAGGGACGAGCUGCGCCAGCAGUGCUACGACGUGCGGAUAGCCGUAUUCAUCGACGAGCAGGGCUUCCCGCUCGACGUCGAGAUCGACGAAGCGGACGAGACGGCCACGCAUUUCCUGCUGCGGCUCGUGCCAGCCCUGACGCCCGUGGGCACCAUACGCGCGUACCGAUCCAAAGAUGGAUCCUACUAUAAGCUGAGCCGCCUGGCCGUACUGAAGGACUACCGAAAGUACGGCUGGGGACGCGAGCUCGUGCUCGCGCUGCACAACUGGGUUGUCCAAGACGCCACAUCACAGGGCCUGAGUGGUCCUGUCCCCGUGGUCUGCCAUUCGCAGAUACCGGUCAAGAGGUUUUAUGCCAAGCUUGGAUACGUCGAGGAGGGAGCAGAGUUCGACGAAGACGGUGCACCGCACCAAAAGAUGGUUGCCCGAUUGUCUAUUUGAAGGCUACUCUACGCAAGGUACGCACGUAUAUGUACCGCUACGAGAAGACACAUAUACGUCAGAGAAAGUUGGGAUGCUAUGAAUACAGCAUAGGGGGAGGGUAUGCACUUUAUAUACUGCUACAGAGGGAUGCACGAUGACCGGGGCUAAGAGAAAGAGCAUAAUAUAGCACCAAGCAAGUUAAAUUCCACGACAUACACCGCGAAGGGGAAGAUAAAACAAUAAACAUGGUUAAAGGUUCGUCGACUGCGCACGGAGCGCAGGAAAGUUUCUGCAGGACGAUGGGAAAGACGAACAAAAGGCUAUUGUAACAGAAAGGGCAUGAGAGGUCGUUAAAGGGCAUAACAGCGCUGACGUCAGUUUAUAUUCAAGCUCGCAUGUAGUGAUCACCGUCGUCCUCGGUCAGCGGCUCGCUCUCGCUCUCGGAGCUUGUAAGAGGUUCGGACUUGACGACGGUAACCGCUUUGUUGGAUCGAGGGAUGAUCGCUGUCUGAAUGGGGCUGCCGGGGAGGACGCUAAAGUUAAUGCUGGUUUCGAAACCAACGGUGCCUUCCUCAUACAGCCUCCGCGCAGCUUCGUAUUCCAUCUUCUCCUGCUCGGCUUGUGCCAAGAACGGCUUGCGCUCAUCAUCGGUCAUCGAGCGCCACUUGUGCGCAGCUAAAACGCUUUGCUUAGUGGUCUCCGUCUCGUCACCAAACACC
This is a messenger RNA of Gloeophyllum trabeum ATCC 11539, 1196 nucleotides long. Its product is annotated as acyl-CoA N-acyltransferase. Lineage: Eukaryota; Fungi; Basidiomycota; Agaricomycetes; Gloeophyllales; Gloeophyllaceae. Gene Ontology annotation, molecular function: acyltransferase activity, transferring groups other than amino-acyl groups. The record is from RefSeq and is a predicted model, not a curated record. The transcript is spliced from 5 exons. The coding region runs from base 1 to 495 and encodes 164 amino acids.